Meira miltonrushii is the source of this 3320-nucleotide messenger RNA. RefSeq lists its product as uncharacterized. The record is from RefSeq and is a predicted model, not a curated record. Lineage: Eukaryota; Fungi; Basidiomycota; Exobasidiomycetes; Exobasidiales; Brachybasidiaceae. The coding region runs from base 329 to 3202 and encodes 957 amino acids. The transcript has a single exon.
GUUCAGGCAAAUUGUCUUGGCAUGUGGCAAUUUUUCUUGGAAGAUCCAAUGAUUAAUGUCAUUUACCAUGCAAGUGGGCUGAAACGCCGGCGGCAUUGGUAAACCAAAAAAUGAACGGUGAAGAACAGGAGAAUUGCGGAUAAAUUCUUGGCAUAUUUUAUUCGGGAUCGUUUAAAAAGCAUAGAGCUUGUUUAUUGGAUCAUAUUUACUGACUCUUCUCUUGAAAACCAAUUUUACCCUUCUCUUCUUCCCUUCAACCCUAAAAUUACAUUAUAUAUUCUUGCUCACUUGAUGUGCGCUUAUCGAACUUCUUUACCUUUUUUCGAAUAUGGAUCGCAAAACGGUUCCAAACGGUUCACAAUGCUGUUUCGGCGAUGUGUUCCCAAUCAAUGCGAACGCACUGAUCUUGGACUUGGCAUCACAGAGCGUCAAACUAAGAAGAAGACGAGGCAAUAGCAUUGACGAAGGAGACGCAAAAGACAAAGCGGAAUUUCUUCAACUUACUCCUGCACACGUUCAUAGUCGUGCACCAUUUCCGAGUCCUUCAAGACGAUUAUUCGAUAGGCAUUUACCUUUGCUUCAACCGAGAAAGAUUUUCAAAUCAACUGCUCCACUCAAAAUAACAAAAAUGUCAACUUCGCAACAAUUUGGCGAAGAUAUAGAGCUAAUCCAGUCGGGACGUCAAUGCUCAAAUAUGACAGCAACGCAUCCAGAAAACAAUAUCAGAAGGAAAAGGAAUAAAGCACUCGGUCACGCAUUGAGAAAAUCGCGGGACUUAAGGAAUGCAAAAGAGCUAGCAGAGAUGCUAGGGAGGCCUUUACCACCUCUGCCACCGGUUGAUCCUACGGAAAACAUGGCAAAAGUCUUGGCUGAUUCUCCUUUGGAAUUGCCAGAGCCACCAUGUCGACCAAAGAGAUCACCGGCAAGGCUAGCGGCAGCAUUGCCACCAAUCGACCAAAAGCCAGCAACAUCAAAGAAGGCAAACGAUGAUGAUGAUGAUUGGGCAUCUUUUAUUUCGAGAGGAUAUGCAUUAUUUCCUCAGCCUCCUUCUACUAGACCCAUUGUUUCCAAAUCAAAUCGGUCACGGCUAGCGCAUAAGCAAGCAAAAAGACUUAGCGGUCUUUCACGAUUUGACACAGAUUCUUGCUCUCCUCAGUCAAGCAUGGACAGUGUUAUGAUGCGAAGAUCAAAAACUGUUCCCCAAAAGACUGGAAUCGAUUGGCUUGAUGAUGAAUUGGCAUGGGUGAGCAGCGAUGAUGAACGCGAAGAACUUUGUCGAGCAAUGACACCAUCAGAAGGUCCAAUUUCCGCUUUCACGGCUGGCUUGGGCCUCACACGCUCUGCAAGUACGCCACCUUCAUCAUCAGUUGAUACAUUCCCAGGUUCAGAUUCUUCUAUCUCAAUCUUCCAAACGCCAUCACAACAAAUGCAACAACAAAAGAACAAAUGGCGUUUGAGCGGCGUGAGCGAUGUUUUCGUAACACCAACUGCCAGUCCGCAAAUCGACUUGGGAACAUUGACAAUGAGUGGCAAAGAUGGAAAGACACUUUCAAGCAUCAAACGUGCUCACUUGCCCAUGUUUGCAGGUUUGGCAGAUGCAGUUUCUCGUUAUGCAGCCGAAGCAGCGGGCUUCGAGCGUAACAUAGAUGAAGAAAGAGAAGAGGAAGAAGAAGCACACGAUGACUUUGCCGCUAUUGCCAAUAGACAUGAUAGUGUUUCUUCCAUCACUUCUUCAAGUGCAAUGAGCAGAGACUUCUCCAGCGCAACAACCAUUUCCACCCGUCCAUCUUCCAUUGCGGGUAUCUCGGAAUGCGGCUCAUCUGCUUCUUGGGCUCGCAGUCCAACUUCACAAGCACGCAUGAGACAGUUGCCACCUUCAACUUCAUCCAGAGUAGGAUCGGUGGAUGGAUCAAUGAUCGGUCAAGACUUUUCCUUCCCAUCUACGUCAACGAUGGACAAGCUUACUCAUUCUUCUAGCAAUAAGCAUCAUCGUAAGCCAUCCGAUGCAUCCAGUAGUCAUUCAAAAGCACCUAGACGUAGAAGAGGAUCUAAAGUUCCAUGGCCACAAGAAGGAUCAAUUCCUCCUCUAGCACCAGUCCGCAUUGCAAGCUUGCAGACAGCUCAAAGUCAACCUGCCUCAAGUCCUGAACGAUCUGAGAGACAGCUCAUGGGCUCCUGGCUUGAUCAAGGUGAACAAUUUGAGCCAACGCCAGUUGCACAAAGCAAUGCAUCUUCCUCCACGGUUGUGUUUGAUCUUUCUUCUACUUCAACCAUCAACCAACAUCGUAAUGCACUAGCAAGUCGAUCGACAGUUGAUUUAAUGCAACCAAGCUCUCCAGCUCCACCAGUUGCCAAAUCUGGAUUGCGAGGUUUGUUUGCUCGUCAACGUAGACAAAGUACUAGCAACGUUUUGGAUAAUAAAAGUCAACAGUCACUCGUUCCGUCUGUAAAGAGUGCUGAUUCGACAGGUUCAAUCGAUCGUACUCGUCCUCCUGCUCAAUUGGCAGAUCGUAUUUUGUCAAAGAUGGGCGGUGGUAGUGCAUUUAAUGCUUUGGAUGUUGCUCGUCCGUUGGCAGAUGUACCCGUUACACCAACAACGACAUCCGAUGAACCUGCGCCACAAAGUAGUCCAUCUCAAAAGAUCUUUGGCAGUGCUUCUUUAGCACCUCAUCCAAUGCCUUAUGGAUUACGUCAAUCUUUGGAUCAAGAUCGUAUGACUGCUGCCGAUGGUUUACGUGCAUUUGCUGAAGCAAGUAGCGCUUCUCGUCGUACAUCUACAAUUUCCACAAAAGCCAUGCCAACUCAACUUGCCGGCCAUUAUACCAAUUCUCGUGGAAAUUCUUCAAGCGUUUCACGUGCUGCAAGUUUGCGUAGUCGUGUUCGUGGGUUAGUGUUUGAUUAUGAUCCUGCUUCUCCUUUUUACGUUUAUGAUGGUGAUGAACAAAUUCCCGUCAAUACCGUCAAAACACCAACGAGUGCACGUCAAAAAAGUGCUGGCGCACCUCCAGUCACAUUCUGGCGUCGUGGUGGUGCAAGAGCUCUUUCGGCUUGUGAUUCAUACGAUGACGGAGAAUCUGAUCGAAGGACCAGCCUUGAUCAAUCAUACGAUUCUAUCAAUACAAUCAAUAGCGUUCAACGUACUGCUGCUCCCGCUCAACAACAAUCCGUUCGUCGAAAGAGCUCGUUCAAUUUAUGGAAGUAGAUCGACUACUUCUCCAUACAUCUUACCCUUCGCUUUCUUAUAUAUAUAUUAUUUUCUGGAAUGUUGUCUUCUAUGGUUCUCAUUUCACUGUAUCAUUUUUGGGGCUCAUGCUUCUCUU